UGGCAUAUUUGGCCCUUUCUGGGAAACAAUACAAGCGACCUUUUAUGGAACUCAGCCAAGUUGUGAAGGAAAGUGACUUGAAUCUUGAGAAAAUAGUGCUGAGACUUGAAGAACCUAAGACUAAUCACUUCUCAACAAAAUAAAAACACUGAUUUAUUUAAAUCCAUGAUCUGUGUGAUGGAAGGUAAAUAGGAACAAAAGUGAGUCAAGAGCGAGUAAACCUGAUGCAGAUGGGGUAAAAUUCUCUCCUAAAAACACCCAUCUUUCUCCAAUAAAAUGACUGUCACCUAAAAAGUCAAUCAAGGGACCUAAAUUGGGACAAACUAGUUACCCAAUAAUAGUUGAUCAGAGUAAGAGCAUCGAAUCAAGCCCAUGUAAGCCUGAAUAUAAGACUCAUCGUAAUCCCCAAUCAAAUGCCUGGUUCCAUAGCUUGAUCUUUUAGGAAUCGGGACCGUUAAAAUUAAGUAUUUUCAAUAAUUUU
This is a messenger RNA of Moneuplotes crassus, 481 nucleotides long. The record is from the annotation of a GenBank genome assembly. NCBI's taxonomy places the organism in Eukaryota, Ciliophora, Spirotrichea, Euplotida, Euplotidae.